This is a messenger RNA of Boeremia exigua, 962 nucleotides long. RefSeq lists its product as uncharacterized. The record is from RefSeq and is a predicted model, not a curated record. Lineage: Eukaryota; Fungi; Ascomycota; Dothideomycetes; Pleosporales; Didymellaceae. The transcript has 2 exons. The coding region runs from base 363 to 962 and encodes 199 amino acids. Gene Ontology annotation, molecular function: gamma-glutamylcyclotransferase activity.
AUUGCGUUGCUGCUUCCAUCUCGCGAUCGCCAGAAGCUUUGGGAGGGAUGAUGUCAGCCGGACCCUGAUCCUAACCUAAUCUAUACUCUAGCGCUGUGGAUUCUCCACCACUUGGAACGCAAUUUGGGCACACGAGGUACUGUACAUUGUAUGCCAAUAGAUAUCCUCAAGCAGAUCUGAUCACCAAAGUCGCCCAGUAAACUGAAAAACUUGAACCUGUGCAACUGAACAGAUACAUAAACUUGAACGAACACAAGCCUCAACAGAAGCCAGUGACGAAUCAUCCCUCGUAAGACUGAACUGCAUCAAAGCUCAAAAAAGCAACUUCGGACCCAACCCUGGAACGGCCCACGACCCCCACCAUGGCGCACCCCCAAACCCCCCUCGCCGCCCCCACAAUCUACUUCGGCUACGGCUCAAACCUCUGGCUGCACCAAAUGGCCACCCGGUGCCCAACAGCCGCGUACCUGGGCGUCGCGCGCCUGCCGCACUACACCUGGCUCAUCAACGACCGCGGCUACGCCAACAUCGCCAACGCCUCGGCGCGCAGCUACGCCGACGAAGUGUACGGGCUGGUGUAUGCGCUGCAGCCCGAGGACGAGCGGCGGCUGGACCGCAACGAGGGCGUGCCGGUCGCGUAUGGGAAGGAGCGCAUUGCGUGUGAGUUCUGGCCCGGCGCGGUGGAUGGGAGGGCGGAUAUGGGGGGGCGGCCUGUGGAGAGGGAGAUGCUGGUUUAUGUUGAUCGGGAGAGGACGACGCCGGAUAGGCCGCGGGAGGAGUAUGUGUAUAGGAUGAAUCAGGGGAUUCGGGAUGCGGUGGCGCGGGGCGUGCCGGAGGAGUAUGUGGAGAGUGUGAUGAGGAAGUUUAUUCCGGAGGGAGAUGAUGAGGACGAGAAGAAGAUUGGGGAGUUUGCGAAGACGCAGGCGGCACAGUUCAAGGACGAGAGUGGGGUGUUCGAAUAG